UUUUUUUUCAGUGUCACGAUGAAAAACUUUAUGAAAGUGAUUUCAGUGUUGGUGUAUACUGCUGUCACCCUGGGUUCGGGUUCCCCAGCAGAUCCCGAAGCCUGCAGCGGACUCGACGAACCCAUCACAAAGCGUAUCCCGAAAGAAUCCCAUUCCGGGCUGAUUCAGUCCCCGAAUUACCCCAAAAGUUACCCAGCAUCCACUUCCUGUCGUUGGCGGGUCACGAUCCCACCUGGGUUCGUCUUCAACCUCGCCUUUGACCAAAGGUGCUUCGGGUUGCAGUCCACUCAACGGGGUUGCCUCGACUGGCUCACCAUCCGGUCGGAUUCCACCAACUUGACCCAGUGUGGCACAAAACGACCCCCAGACAUGCAUUUCAAUUACGAGGAUGAUCUCGAGCACACUAUUGAGAUUGCUUUCAAGUCUAGUCGGUCUGAACACCUCUGCGGAUUCUCGGCCAAAUACACGCUGUUUGACUGGAAAAACUCGCUGUGGAACGUCAGUGGGUGUCAAAACAGCAACCGGACUUGCGUCAACAACGGGAUUUGCGUGAAAGAUUCCUGCCUGUGCCCGGGGGGAUUCAGCGGGGAAAACUGCGAAUGCGAAGACGCUUGCCAAAAUCCAGCCAAUGCCGACUUUUGUUCCGCGAAGGGUUCGAUGUGCGUGCCAACAAAUUGCGGGGAAUUUGCUUGCCACUGUUUGAAAGACGGCUUCUUUUACCACAACAACGUGUGUCGGGACAUUGAUGAGUGUGCGUUGAACGCUUGCAAUACUGCGCAAACUUGCGUCAACACUCCUGGAAGUUUCAUUUGCGAAUGCUCAGGAAAACCAACAGCGGCAUCUGAUGUUUGUUCUGCAAAUUGCGACCCGGGUUGGCACUCGUUCACCGACAAGUGCUAUUUCUUUUCGCGCUUGGAAGCCUCGCAUUCCGACGCUAUCCAGGAAUGCGGUCUCAUGAAUUCAAGCCUGGCCAGCAUAAAUUCCAGCCUCGAAAGCCUCUUUAUUGGCAUGCAUUCGAACAAAGCCAUGGCCUGGAUCGCACUCAGUGACGAAUCAUCAGAGCAAACGUGGAUUUGGCAAAUGGACCAACAUCAUCAAAACAAAGACAGUCAAGUUGUCAAAUUCUCGAGCUGGGCCAUUUCUCAGCCCGGGGAAGGAGAUUACGCCGUUCUCGUCCCUAAACACUGGAAUUUUGCAGAAUGUUCUUCAAAGAAAAGAUUUCUUUGUGCGGGGCCCGGAAAACUCGGAUGUCCGGGUUCUUGGCAGCAAAUACCCGACGAAGACGAUCAAUGCUACUACAAAUCAAACUACGAAGCCGACUUUGACACGGCCCGGAAACUGUGUCGCUACAUGCACCCAGGUGCUGACCUGGCCCGGAACCCGGCAGCCGAACUUCCGGCCGAGUUUUGGGCCAAUGACCACGACACUUCCGGGUUCGCCCACUACUGGACCGGGUUCCGACGUCGAGCCAAUGCAGACAGGUGGACCCGUGUCGGCGACGACACAGCUGCUGUCGACCUCACGUCACCAUUUUGGCACGUGGCAAUUGAUGGGAUAGUCGACGGACUCAUCGACGCGUCCGACGAGAGUGACGAAUGCGCUUUCGCCUUCCCGAGUGUUUGGGCAGCGUUUAAGGAUGAUGGACCCGUCAAUGGACGCAGGCCUGGAUUUCUUUGUGCGGGGCCCGGAAAACUCGGAUGUCCGGGUUCUUGGCAGCAAAUACCCGACGAAGACGAUCAAUGCUACUACAAAUCAAACUACGAAGCCGACUUUGACACGGCCCGGAAACUGUGUCGCUACAUGCACCCAGGUGCUGACCUGGCCCGGAACCCGGCAGCCGAACUUCCGGCCGAGUUUUGGGCCAAUGACCACGACACUUCCGGUUUCGCCCACUACUGGACCGGGUUCCGACGUCGUGCCAAUGCAGACAGGUGGACCCGUGUCGGCGACGACACAGCUGCUGUCGACCUCACGUCACCAUUUUGGCACGUGGCAAUUGAUGGGAUAGUCGACGGACUCAUCGACUCGUCUGACGAGAGUGACGAAUGCGCUUUCGCCUUUCCGAGUGUUUGGGCAGCGUUUAAGGAUGAUGGACCCGUCAAUGGACGAAGGCCUGGGUUCAUUUGCCAAAAACCCGCAAAUAAUCACUAA
Messenger RNA from Notodromas monacha, 2151 nucleotides. NCBI's taxonomy places the organism in Eukaryota, Metazoa, Arthropoda, Ostracoda, Podocopida, Cyprididae. The record is from the annotation of a GenBank genome assembly.